CUUAGUUGUUUUACUGAAGGGGGAAAAGAAAGGUUUGAGCAUUUAGAUGGAAGGUGCAGAAGUAGAAGAAAGUUUGAAGGUGUUGGACGCCUCUCUUUCUCACAUCAAAUGGCGUCUUAAAUCCCAUUCUAAGCGCCGACUCCAAAUAGAUGUUCUAGCUUUGUGCUUCGAAAUGAGGCCAGUUGUGAUGAUUGACUAUGGUGGGAAGAUGCCUGAAUUGCAAGAAAAUCUUUGUUCAUUUCUCGAGCACAGUCAAAAGGCAUCGCCUAUUUUUGAACAGCUAAGAGUAAUGGUUAUAGAUGAUAUGAUAUAUCUGAUACACGUAAAAGAAAUGGCCAAGUAUGUGAGUUCAAGCUUGAGUUCAGAAGUGGAACUUCUAUUUGUGGAUCUAGACCAGGAUCCUCCCAAGAUGAUAACUCUAGAUGACAAAAAUUUACUAGGGAUGCAGCUUACGUCAAUUCAGAAAUUAUUCUCCUUGUAUUUUCCUCUUGAAGGAAUGAGAAACGAUCUCUUGCCACCUGACAGGACAGAACUCCAGGCAGAUUCCAAAUCCUCAAGUGAGCCAAUCGAUUUUCGGUCUUCUUUACUUAUCGAUCUUAGUAGCUGCAUGCAUGACACUGAAGUCACUGUGCCUACUAUAAACGGAUGGCUUCUAGGUUAUCCGAUAGUGUACUUGUUUAGCAAGGACCAUAUUGGAGAUGCUAUAUGUAACCUUUCCACCAAAUUUCUUCGUAUCUACAAAAUUUUGGUAUCAAGGCAAAGUACGUCUAAUAAAGAACCACACCUGGAGGAACUAAUGAGUUUUUCAGUGCCCUAUGAACUGAGCAUGAGAGGGAGCAAUGAGCCAUGGGCGAAGUCAUUUUUGGCUCGCUUGCAGUCGAAAAGGGAAAGAUGCAAACAUACUUGGAGCUCCUUGCGAAUGGAGGUCACCGAAUGCUACCCACAAGCAAUUGCAUUAUAGAAAAUGGUCUACUCUAAUGCCAAUCAAACCCUAGUUCCGGCAGGUCCCCGUUCAAUAUUUCUUCUUGGGAUUGAAUAUUGAUAGACUGGGUAGGACUAUAUAAUGUUUGAAGGUACAUGGUUCAUGAAAUUAAUGAUUACUUUCAUUUUGCA
Messenger RNA from Hibiscus syriacus, 1113 nucleotides. RefSeq lists its product as uncharacterized. Lineage: Eukaryota; Viridiplantae; Streptophyta; Magnoliopsida; Malvales; Malvaceae. The record is from RefSeq and is a predicted model, not a curated record. The transcript has 8 exons. The coding region runs from base 47 to 961 and encodes 304 amino acids.